AUGAAGUGCCUCUCAGUCCUAGCGGCCAUUGCGGCCCUGACGAGCUUCGCCUCCGCCGCCCACUUCGUCACAACCAAUGGCACGCACUUCAAAGACGACAAGACGGGCAACGCCUACAAGCACUUCGGCUGCGACGUCCACCGCGGCCAUGCCUCCUCCCACUUCAACGACACCGUCAAGAAGCUGCACAAAGACAAAUCCCACAAACUCCACAAACACCCCAUAGCCCUCACGCGCUCCGCGCGCGGCAGCAAGCGUCAAGCCACCGGCCAGACUACAGCGCCGAUCGCCAUCAACGCCUACUUCCACAUCAUCUCCACCGCCGCGCAAGCCGCCAGCGUCACCCAGGACAUGGCGACGCAGCAAAUGGCCGUGCUCAACGCGGCCUACAACCCCUACGGCAUCUCCUUCACGCUCGCCGGCACCGACUUCACCACCAACGACGCCUGGUCCGUCGCCGGCACGGCCGAAGAUCUGAACGCCUUAAAGGCCGCGCUGCGCAACGGCACGUACAAGGAUCUGAACAUCUACUUCCACACGGACCUCGCCGGCGGGAAUCUCGGGACUUGCACUUUGCCCAGCCAAGUCCCCGCCGGCGCUGCGCCGUCGGUGUACGUGAGCGAUGGCUGUAACGUCAACGCCGCUACCAUGCCUGGCGGGACCAUGGGCGGGUAUAACCAAGGCAAGACCGCUGUACACGAAACAGGACACUGGAUGGGUCUCCUCCACACUUUCGAAGGCUACUCGUGUGAAGGCGACGGGGAUAUGAUCGACGACACGCCGCAGGAAUCGCAGCCGACGGAUGGGUGUCCGGAUAAGCCGCCCAAAGACAGCUGUCCGAGUGCCACGGGCGUGGAUCCGAUACAUAACUAUAUGGAUUACUCGACGGAUGCUUGUUAUGAAGGGUUUACGCCGUUGCAGGUUGUAAGGAUGGAGAAUUUGUGGAAUCAGUUUCGAGUGGGUCAGUAG
This is a messenger RNA of Saxophila tyrrhenica, 969 nucleotides long. RefSeq lists its product as uncharacterized. Bases 1 to 969 code for a protein of 322 amino acids. Lineage: Eukaryota; Fungi; Ascomycota; Dothideomycetes; Mycosphaerellales; Extremaceae. Gene Ontology annotation, molecular function: metallopeptidase activity. The transcript has a single exon. The record is from RefSeq and is a predicted model, not a curated record.